UUACCCCUCUAUUUCUUUCUUUAGUUCCUUUCCUAUUUUUUACUUUUCAACAGGUUUCUUUCUAAGAAACUCACCGUUCUCGAUUUAAUCUUAUUCAACAUUUAAAUCCUAUUUCGCCAACCAUGCCUUCCCUCGAAGACGGUUCUAAGAAUGACUCAAGACUGCUACUCAUCUCAAAUCGGUUGCCGAUUACGAUAAAACGCUCCGAGGACGGCAAGUAUGACUUUUCCAUGUCUUCUGGUGGCUUGGUUAGCGGACUCAGUGGCCUUUCAAAAUCCACUACGUUCCAAUGGUAUGGCUGGCCUGGCCUAGAGGUCCCCGAAGAAGAGAUACCGGUGGUGAAGCAACGGUUGAAGGAUGAGUACAAUGCGGUUCCCGUAUUUAUCGAUGAUGAGCUCGCGGACCGGCACUACAACGGAUUCUCCAAUUCUAUUCUGUGGCCCCUUUUCCAUUAUCAUCCUGGUGAAAUCACCUUCGAUGAAUCUGCUUGGGACGCUUAUAAGGAUGCGAAUCGACUAUUUGCGCGGGCCGUCGCGAAAGAAGUCCAGGAUGGCGACCUAAUUUGGGUGCAUGACUACCAUUUGAUGCUUCUCCCUGAGAUGCUUCGAGAAGAAAUCGGAGACCAGAAGCAGAAUGUUAAGAUUGGGUUCUUCCUCCACACCCCCUUCCCUAGCAGUGAGAUUUACAGAAUUCUUCCCGUCCGAAACGAGCUGUUGCUUGGGGUCCUCCAUUGCGACCUCAUAGGCUUCCACACCUACGACUAUACAAGACAUUUCCUGAGCGCUUGCUCGCGCUUAUUGGGUUUGGCGACGACUCCUAACGGCAUAGAGUUCCAGGGCAAAAUCAUUGCCUGCGGGGCUUUCCCGAUCGGGAUUGACCCUGAGAAAUUUCAGGAGGGCCUUAAGAAAGAGAAAGUUCAGAAGCGGAUUGCACAACUUGAACAGAAGUUUCAAGGAGUGAAGCUUAUGGUGGGUGUUGACCGUCUUGACUAUAUCAAGGGCGUUCCGCAAAAGCUGCAUGCGCUGGAAGUGUUCCUUAGCGACCACCCUGAAUGGGUUGGUAAAGUUGUCUUGGUCCAAGUUGCUGUCCCCAGUAGACAGGAUGUCGAGGAGUAUCAGAAUUUGAGGGCUGUUGUGAACGAGCUGGUUGGUCGCAUCAACGGGAAGUUUGGUACUGUGGAAUUCAUGCCAAUCCACUUCCUACACAAGUCGGUCAAUUUCGAUGAACUGAUUGCCCUAUAUGCUGUGUCGGACGCGUGCAUUGUUUCGUCAACUCGGGAUGGCAUGAAUCUGGUCGCGUACGAAUAUAUUGCAGCUCAGCAAAAGCGGCACGGCGUUUUGGUCCUCUCAGAAUUUGCUGGUGCAGCCCAGAGUCUCAAUGGCAGUAUUAUUAUUAACCCUUGGAACACCGAAGAACUAGCUAGUGCUUACCAGGAGGCUGUCACCAUGAGCGACGAGCAAAGGGCUCUGAAUUUCUCCAAGCUGGACAAAUAUGUCAAUAAAUAUACGAGUGCCUUCUGGGGCCAGUCAUUCGUAACGGAAUUGACGAGGAUAUCUACCCAAUCUGCGGAGAAAUUCCAGUCUAAAAGGGCUUCCCUGGCCGGCACGUACCACGAACAAGUGAACGGUGUAGAGUCUGAGGGAUCGUCUUGAUUACGCACCAAAAAGACACCUAGCUUCUAUACUGUCGCAUUUGGCGUAUCAGAAGAGGAAACACAAAAUUGUGUGACGAAUUGCUCAGAGCUUUUUAUUGACGGCCUGUGAGCACUGGAUGACGUGAAUGAAUUUUUUUUUUUUUUUGAGUUUGUUUUGCAUUGGUUAAGAUUCUCGGUCACUCAUAUGAAAUCUCAUAAGAGGGUAAUAUUGUACUUAGAUUCCUGGGUCCGGGUCAUGGAUGGGUAUAAAAGGUUGAGGUGUUGCUGGUGUACUGUACAUUAAGCGUUCUCUCUAAGCUCUCAACUCAGCGUGUAUUACCAUCAUUUAUUUGUAUUUGAUAGACCAGAAUAAUAU
Messenger RNA from Aspergillus caelatus, 2009 nucleotides. Its product is annotated as glycosyltransferase family 20 protein. The record is from RefSeq and is a predicted model, not a curated record. The transcript has 5 exons. Gene Ontology annotation, molecular function: alpha,alpha-trehalose-phosphate synthase (UDP-forming) activity. NCBI's taxonomy places the organism in Eukaryota, Fungi, Ascomycota, Eurotiomycetes, Eurotiales, Aspergillaceae. Bases 123 to 1652 code for a protein of 509 amino acids. Gene Ontology annotation, cellular component: cytosol; alpha,alpha-trehalose-phosphate synthase complex (UDP-forming). Gene Ontology annotation, biological process: trehalose biosynthetic process; cellular response to heat.